AUGCGUCUCCGACUGGCUGUUCGCCGCCACGGCAUCCCCGAGGUCAAGCUGCUGUGGACCGUUGGGCCCAGCACCGACCUAACCAUCUCCAAGCUCCUAGUCGCCGUUAACGAGGUCGUACCGCUCGAGAGCGGCGAGUGGGGAUUAGAAGACUACGCUGUCGAGUACAGGGACACACAAGGGGAUGGGUUUGAGUGUUUGCAUUUUCAGGUUGUGCGAGAUAUUCUGAAGGAGGAUGAUCAGCUACUGAUUCGACCACUGCUCGAAGAUGACCUACGACGACGCAGAAUCAGCGGUCGCCACCAGAUAUCGGUCGAUGGCAGACACCUCGUCGACGGAGUGGCUUUUGGACGGCCCUGGCUUAAGGCGCCUGUGAACCGACCGGCCAUUGAUCUACCGCCAAGGAAGCGAGCGAGAAUUACCUACGAUUCCGAUGAGGAGUACGAUGACGAGGAGGAAGAUGGUGAUUACGACGACUAUGCUGAAGACGAAGACGAAGAAGAGUCCGAUGAUUUUUCUAGCCUGGAGGCGGAGGAAGAUACCGAAGACGAAGACCAACUACUUCUUGAGGCGCCGGGUUCGGAAUCCGUCGUUGAUGAAUCUACGAACGCGACGCCGCAGCCACACAUACCUGGUUCCGUCAACUCACCUGGCUCGCUGAAGCGAGGUCGCGGCCUCGAUUCAUCACCAGUUGUGUCUAGGUCGGGAUCUACGAAUUCUACAACGCCGCAUCGCAGCCCUCGGUUAUCCACCGUUAGAUUUCUCUCGCCGAAGGCACCGGAGCCUCAUCAUUCACGGAACCCCGCAAAGCGCCGAAAGCUAGAAAACCGACUACACACGCCUUUGAAACCUAAAGCUGGUCAUGUGGUGGAUACGUCCAGCCCUGCUCAUGCCACCCCGGAUAAGGAACCUGGAAGUUCCAAAAGCGCGGAACCGGAGCCGAAUGAGCCCUGCCCUGUUGGAGCAGAAGUAAAGUCCCCUACUCCCGAAGGCCCAGUGGGUACGGCUUGCCCUGAAUCUAGCUCGGAUUCCGGCGACUCUACUGUCAGCUUAAGCUCACUCGCUCGUUCAAAAGAUGGCGUUGAGCGACAGGAGAACAGCACUGACGGCGAGGCUCAUCUCUCACCCGCUGUGAAUGAGGACAAGCCGGACAAGAGUGGCUACAUCGCUUUGUCUAACAGCUCCUCGGACGACGAUUCUGAUUCUGAUAGCUCGUCUGAAGACUCCUCCGGCUCAGACGAUUCGGCCAGCGAUGCUCCUGACCGCGUGAAUUCCGACGGUCCUGGUAACAGCUCUGAUUCUGAUUCUAGUUCUGACGAUUCCAGCGACUCAGAUUCUAGUGAUUCCAGUGACGUGUCGGAGUCUUCUAGCGAUGGGCCCGUUUCGGUGGAGGGAGUGGGACCACGAGACUCUGUUGCUCAGCACGAACAUGGAGUAAAAGCUCAGACUAAAGCGGCCCCAGCCAAGAAAUCCGAGGCCGUGGUUAAGAAAGUGCCUCUUGCUGCAACGCCGUUCGCGGCCGUCACGCCAGAAGUAACCGGUCGCGAUGCUAAUGCUGGUCAAGUGCACCUUACUCGGUCCCAGAAGAGAAAUUUGAGGCGUCGAUUGGCAAGGCUGAAGAAGGAGGAGGGGGCUGUGGGAUCCGCUACUGCCACUGGUACUGCCGCCCCCGCUGAUACGGGAUCGGCUGAAGUAGUAGCUGAGCUUCUUAGGCGGAAGCAGGCACUCUUAGAAUCCAUCGGUGCCGAGAAGAGCUCUCCCGCGUCGGCCAAUCCCCUGAAGAGAAAGGCGAGCGAUAUCGAAGAGACCCCUGCGAGGGGACCGGAUUGUGAUGGUACUCUAGCGACCGCGAAGACCAACGGAACGGCGGAAUCUGAGGCGGCUGCUACGCGCAAGCUGCGACUCGAUCUUGGGGCUGGCCGACGUCUUUUGUUUGGCGCACUGGGAGUUCGCAAUCCGAAGACGAGGGAGGAAGAGGACAAGGUCCGCGAUGCCUUGGCAAAAAAUGUGCGACCUUUGACUACGACUCGUACAGAGGAGCAGGCGGAUCUUCAAGACAAGGUGGUAGUGGAACCUCCCGAGGACGAGGACCCCGACGCUUGGAGGCGCAAGAUCAACUAUCGCGCUGUUGAGUGCUGCCACGAGGGUGUUGAGUUGUCCGAGCCUCCCUUCCCGUUUGUUCAGAGAUGGGAUCCUCAGCAACGGCCCGACGUGUGGUUUGGUGGUAAUAAUAAGAAAAAUAAGAGGGGCGGCAAGGGAAAGAAGAAGCUUCGAAACCAAGCGCAUUACUACGACGGCGGGUACGACGUUGUUGACGAGACUCAGCUCUCGUAUACGGCAGCUGGUGGUGUGACGGACAGCCGAAGCCUGGUUCCUCCCCAGAUGGGCGACACUGUGAUGGGGGAGGCUACUGACGUACCAAGGCCUACUACGCCGCAAGACAAGAAUGCCAAUGCCACAGCCGAUGCGACCGAAGAUGUUCCGGAGAGUCGAGACGAUUUGCCAGUUUUACCCGAUGACUUGUCGACUCUUGCGCCUCUCCUCCCGGGAGCGGCCACACCGGGAAUGGUGAUUACUUGGAAGAAGUGGCUUCUCUCCAAGGCGACACAGUGGCAGCCCCAGGUUAGUAACGUUACGGCUGUUGUCGCUAAGGUUGACGAUGCCGAUGCAAACACAUUGAAAGUAUUCCUCGCCAAACGAGAUCGUGCACUCGACAAGCCGGAGAAGGACUACGAUCCAGAGACGGGCGAACGAGUCUACGACGGAUUCGAGGCUCCAGACACUGAUGAGGAUGAGCAAGGAGAUGGAGGCGAAGAUGACGGCGAGCGAAAUGUGACGUUUGCGGAGAUGAUGGAUCCCCGUGUAGUCCAGCCAGCGCUUCCGUCGGCAGCGGUGUUUGGAAGCGGUUUUGCGGGACAGGUCCCAGAUGAGGACGGCGUGGGCUAUUUGCAAGAUUCCAUCGAGAGUCAGGGCGGGGAUGUCGCGGACAGCAACGAGGUCAUGGGCGAUGCUACGGAGCCAAUGUCUCUCGACCUACAGGUUCCGUUUUCCGACCCGGUCGAAAGCGUGGGCUUGCCCGGGUCGUCUCCAGCCAGGGCCAGGGCCAGGGAACUCCCGCCUAGCAACCAACUACCGCAGAUGAGCGGGGAAAACACCAGUUCUCUCAGGGUGCCCGUUACCGAAUACCCGUCGCAGAAUACGACUUCUCUUGAUGCUUUAGGCAAUUUGUCGGUGGCCGGCAGCGUGGCUAGUGGACGAGGCCAGGUGGAUCCGAACUUUGUCGGCGUCGAGUCGUAUGAUUCUCAAGAGGAUGCCAUUCCUGACUCGGCGGUUGCUCUCGAAGGCGACGCGGCGACCGAGCAGAGCGGCCCGAAGGAGAAGAACGACGGCAAGGUGCGGCCCCUUUCCAAGUUGGUCUCAUCCAGUCAACCGGUUCUCCCCUCGUCCUCUGCAGGUCAACGUUCUGCGGCUGUACCUGCGCCUCAAACGCCAAAGAGUUCUCCCGAAGCACCCGGCCGUGUCUUGCGCGCCAAGGAGACGAUUCGGCUGCCCGGCUCCGAGGCUAGCUUCUUUGAUGGCGAGCAGGCCGAGCUAGCGCGCGAAAAGUCGGCCAAGAUGCGAAAGAAUGAGAUGCUGAAGAACUUGAGCGCUUCGACCAGGAAGAAUACGAGCGCGCGUCGCCUAGAGGAGACGGUUGUCGGUGGUUCUCCGAAUAACAACAACAACAACGUGCAACGGCGGAUCUUUUCGUCAUCGCAGAGCAGUGCAGUUCCGAAGAUUGUCAAGAUGGAGAAGCUUGACUUGUCUGAGCGUGCGGCGUCCCUUUCGCAGAUCGAUAGCCGCACUAACGCGGUGGUCUGGGGCGGAGGCAAGAAGAAUGCGUCGAGGAAGAAUAAGGUGGCUGUCGAGAAGGAUGUGUUUGAGGUACCGGCUGGUUCGCAGGUGAUUGAUUUGACGAGCGAUGGUGAGGGAGCUGCCGAGCUUGGUGGCAAACAAGCUACGCAAGGUACGCAGGGGAGCGGUGGACUGACGGAGGGGAUUCCGAAUGGCGGAGGAUGGGUGCCGAAGAAGAAGAAGGAGAGGAAGACGAAGGCGAGGGUUUGA
Molecule: messenger RNA, 4104 nt
Organism: Scedosporium apiospermum
Lineage: Eukaryota; Fungi; Ascomycota; Sordariomycetes; Microascales; Microascaceae
Exons: 2
Coding region: 1-4104 (1367 amino acids)
Source: RefSeq, a predicted model, not a curated record